Synchytrium microbalum is the source of this 2238-nucleotide messenger RNA. RefSeq lists its product as uncharacterized. Gene Ontology annotation, biological process: SCF-dependent proteasomal ubiquitin-dependent protein catabolic process. The transcript has 5 exons. Lineage: Eukaryota; Fungi; Chytridiomycota; Chytridiomycetes; Synchytriales; Synchytriaceae. Gene Ontology annotation, molecular function: protein binding. The record is from RefSeq and is a predicted model, not a curated record. Gene Ontology annotation, cellular component: SCF ubiquitin ligase complex. Bases 1 to 2238 code for a protein of 745 amino acids.
AUGGAAUCACCAACUGCAGCAGCAUCUUCCAUUUGUGAAACACCACAAACUCCCACAACCCACGCGGCUACAGGAUCUAUAAAUUAUAGUGGAAGCUCGCCAGGCACUCCUACCACCCCGGUUUCAGUCGUAUCACGCUCGAAAUCUUAUCAAACAAUUCCGAUCUCCGACUCCACGCCUAUUCACAGCUUACCAGUCGAGUUGCUUCUCAAAAUAUUCUCACAUCUGGACUACAAAUCCAUAACACGAUCUACGCAAAUAUGUCAGUUAUGGUGUGAGCUGUUAUAUGCAGCUCCAGAGUUCUGGACGAGGCUCGAUCUAUCGAAUCGGUUUGCUAUGGGAAGUGAGAAGCCUGUUAUUACUUCACCAAUUGAAAGGACGUUGGAAUUACUGCUGACUGCAGGACCAUCCGCUCCACGAUUUGCAAAACUCAAGCACUUGUCCUUGUCGUGUACGAAUGUGGAUUUAGAAGUCUUUGGCUUGUCACAGUUUAGUUGUCCUGCAUUCAAGUCAUUGACGCACUUGUCUCUGAACGGAUGCUCAAGUGUAGAACCUGGCUCUCUAAUGUACUUGCAACAUCUACCUUCACUGACAAGUCUGGAUCUAAGCCACUGUGAACAAGUCGAUGAUACAGCGCUCGAAGUCGUGUCGUAUAGCUGCCCAAACCUAACACAAAUUAACCUGUCAUACCUCUUCCGAAUUACUGCCUUUGGGAUCAAUCGACUCUUCCGUUUACCUAUAGAAUCAAUAAACAUUAUGGGAUCGCCACGAGUAAAAACAUAUCCAUGGGGCCUAGAAAGAUCUUCUAAAGCCAUACUCCCAUUGAGAGAGCUUCAGAUUGGUGAAGAUGCUAAAGUGCAAGGUCGCGGAUACUGGCUAGUUUGGUGUGUCUUUACAUUCUCGUUUUCGACACUCAGCCAAAUCUGUCCGCAUCUUGAAGUACUCAAACUUAAUUGUGUAAUAUUCGACAGUGAACCCAACGCGCUAUCUCUGUUAUUCGCUGGCUGCCAGAAGCUCAAGCAAUUGAGUUUGGUCGUUGAUCGAGCAUCCAUUCCCAUAUUAGUAGAGCAUGCAGAACGUAUGAAGAAACUAGACACCCUCGAAGUCACAGUCCACAUUGGAGUUAGUGCAGACUUGGUGACGAGUUUGGUGGACUCCAAGGCCCUGACGAAACUCACCGCCUUGAAAUUCCAUUCCAAACACACCAGUGUAGUAGCAAACGAUGCAACCUUCUCGAAUCUGAUUGAGACAACAUCGAAAUUGGAGUACUUGGAACUCAAUGCUUCCGAGCUGUCUCCCACUGGAUUAUCACCACUAGCCACAGCAACUGCACCCAAAUUGACUUCGUUGCUACUGCACCAUGCGGCUAUAGCUCCCGAAACAUGCAAACAGCUAGCAGCUGGAUUCACUACUCUCCGGGAAUUGGCCAUCUCGAAUCUGUCAUCUCGAUUAUCAAAUGGUGGCAGUACCCGAUUGUCGUAUUUAGCUCCACUAGCAGGAACACCAAUGACGAAAACACUACGUAAAUUAGAAUUGAGUGCUCAUCGAGGAUUCUCCGAUCACGAUUUGGCUAAGCUUGUCUCGUCAUUGCCAACGCUACAAUGGGCCGAUUUAUCUUUUGCUUUUGUGUAUAUAAAGACCCUUGACGCUCUCGGAACUACCUGUACUGGACUACUGUAUCUCCGUCUAGCACGUUAUCCACCUCCCGUGACUCCACGGCCAUCUACAGCAGCAGCUUCUCGACCAGCUGGCGGAAUGGUAACCGCAACACCCAAUAACAAUCUAGAUGCCGCUAUAGUAGCUACCCCAGGUGACGAUGAACGCCUAUCCAACAUCCAAUGGGCCGCUUUACGGGAAUCCGAUCGUGCCAAACCACCAAAAUCAGGCUCAAAAGCUCUAGUACAUUUCGCUAAAACCUACGGUCAAAAGCUGCGAGUCUUUGACUUGAGUGGUAAUGUAGGAUUGAAUGAUGAUACUCUGGUUCAGCUAUCUGGUUUGAAACAAGUACAUACGUUGUUUGUUGAACAGAUUGGGUCGAUAUCGUCAAAGGGACUGGUACACUUUUGUGAGACAAAAUAUGGAUCUUUGCGACGUGUCUAUUUGAGAGGGUGCCGCAACGUCAAGCUCAGUUGUAUUGACGUGAAUUUCUUAUCACGGGGCCUUGAAGUUGAAGUGGUGUUGGAUGGUACUAGAGUAGGUGCUGGUGGUGCUGCUUCUGGGACUAUUGUUGGACUGUAG